Messenger RNA from Peronospora belbahrii, 2850 nucleotides. NCBI's taxonomy places the organism in Eukaryota, Oomycota, Peronosporomycetes, Peronosporales, Peronosporaceae. The record is from the annotation of a GenBank genome assembly.
AUGAGCAAGCGUGAUUACUUUCUUCAGAAAGGUUUACAGAUGCAGCGUCUUGAUGAACAGAUUUCGUUUGCCCCCACAGGCAGCACUUCGUCACGUGAAGUGACUAAAUACCGUGAACUAUGUCCUCCUGGUACCCAAGACACUCAGAUUCAAAGAAUGAUUGGUCAGUGUAAAAGCGAUGCCCAACGCAUGGAGAAUGCCAUUAGCGAACUAUGGGAGGAUUAUCGUGGGCACGAACAGGACGAAGCCUGGGCCACUGUUUCUAAAAGGAAUAUUAAGAAGAAACAGGAUUAUUCGUCGCAGCGCUCUUAUUCGUCGCAAAAGACACAGCAACAGGACAAGCAUACUGAUGCGCCGCAGGAUGGCGAUGCACACACCCUCAGAUCAUCAGAACGGUUUUCCACGCGAGGCCGUGGCAGUAUGAGAGGCCGAGGCACGACCUCUUUGCGCGGCGGACGGGGAGGCCGCGGAGGUCGGGGGCAUAGCGGGUCUGUCGUAGCGACCAGCAGCACGCGUGCUAAUCGUGGCGGUGACAAGGAAGAAGACAGACCAGAGAAUGACGACGCCAUUUUCGAUGAUGCCGGCCCGUCAAAUAAAUCUCGCAUACAGCAGUCAUCAAAAGUGGCCAAAGAUUUGAAAAGAGACCGUGGAGCAAAAAGUACUACAACUAAAACGACCACCUCGCAGCCCGUUGUUCAGGCACCCCCUGUAGUCCACCCUGUAUUGACUGGCGCUUGGACAAAGAAGCUAAAUCGGAGCCUAAGCCGACGGGGGGUACCGGUAACGCCGGCUACAGAAAACGAUGCUACUACCGUUAUUUCCACGUCUGAGGAUUCUCAGUCUGUCAGCCCGAAGAAAAAGUCUCAGCAGGAAAGGAAGAAGAAGAGUAAGGAGACCCAGAAAUUUAGCACAAGGGAAACAGUCGGCGUUGUUGAAAAAAUUGAAAUAGUGGAGGCUACGGAGAAGAAAGCUAGCCCUCACGCUUCCCCGAAGAACACCACUCAAAAAAAGAAGACAAAAACUGCUGAGCCUAUCGUAGAGCGCUCUGCCUCUAAAGGUUCCGCUGGGUGGGGUAAUCUGGAUGUGUCCUCGUCAUCAAUCGACACGUGGUCUUCGACUGCUCCAGCAGAUGCCAUUGAGCCUACAAAGGUAUCGACGCCGAAUGUAUGGGCUCGUGAUAGCCCUGUUCUAUCUCCUCCUGCGAGCAAAAGGAACACUUCACCGCCAAAGUCACCGAUUGUCGAUGCAAGGACGAUAAAUGCUCCAGAGUCUCCGAGAGAUAUUGACGUGACUCGUUCUAGUGGAUCAGCAUCGAGUCCUCGGCCGUACCUUAAGAUGGGCAAGUGGGAUAGUGCCGCAACGCCGAACCUGUCCCUUCAGUUUGGUAGCUUUUCGCUGAGUGGCAUGGAUUCGCUUGAGCCUGCGUCACCGUGUGGCUGGGCCUCUGCGGUUACAACCACUGCGGCCUCUAACUCGAACAGUGGCGGCCAAGGUGUAGCUAAAUCCACCUCGACUCAAAGUGCCUGGGGUACUACUACCGCUUCACCGAAGAAAACACUGUCACCUGGGCGCGAUGAGCGCCAAUGUGUGCAGGAAGAAUCUGUAUCGAAAGCUACAGCCUCUGCGCCUCCUGGACUGUCAGUGGACUCGGGUCGUGAGACUCCUACCACAGUACAGUCUCCUCCGUAUGCACCAUCGGCUCCGUCUCCUGCAUCCCUGCCUAAGCCUGGCGAAGUGAAGCGUGGCACCCCUACGCGUGUUCAGGGAGGACCUUUUCAGGCUCAAAGCGGAGCUGCAGCGCAGAAGAUGAAUAUUGGCUACGGAACGGGUCUGUAUCAGUCAUCGUAUGGCCAGUACUCGAUAGAUCUUGGUCGAGCUGCUGCGACACCGACCCCAAGCCAACUCGUGGCUGGCUCAGGAACUCCAAAGAGCGCUGGAGCUCGCGGUGGUGUUGGUGCUCAAGUUGCAAGUCAGUCUCCAUUACGCAGUCAGCAGCCCGUCACCCAGAUGCAGCAAAUUCCGUUACAACAGCAGUCGCAGCAGCAAGGCAUCAGAUCCAGCAGCAAGCACAACAGAAACAGCAGCAACAAGAGUUACCACUAUGCUCCUCCUCCUCCGCCAGGCAUGGCGAUGCCGUACAACCCGUAUAAUUACGCCGGGUACUACCAGGGCUAUGGCUACUACCAAAAUCCACAGUUUGCGCAGUACAGCCCACGAACGCAGUAUCCACCACGCGGCAGCGUGCCCUAUGGAGUUGAUGGGUCCGUCGCAGGAUUUUCGAACCCGCCGAGUAUGCCUUAUCAGGACCAGCACAUGAUGUCUCAGCAGCACGAGUACGCCGGGACAGUACCCCAGGGUUUUGGUGAAAUUAAUGCCGCGUACAUGCAACAGCCGUCAAUGCAGCAGCAGGGUGGCCACCAGCACCACGGUCAUCCGAGCGGCCCACAGAACCACGGCAAAGGCGGCUCCGCUUCUGCUGCUGGAGGUUCUGGCGCGCAACACCCUCACGGCCAGCGCAGUAACGCAGGUAUGCAGAGUUAUCAGAACGCAGGAGGCCGCGACCAUGCAUCGCCACCGGUGCCUAACGCGUCUGCGGCCAUGACUGGUUUAUACGGCCAGCACUACGGCUGGACAGGUAGUUACGGUGCGCAACCUGUUGGCGGUUGGGGUCACAUGAUGCCCCAUGGCUACCAGCAGUCGUCGUCUCAACAACAACAACAGCAAGUACCGCAGCAGCAACAGCAGCAGCCAAAUGCGCAUCAACAGAGCUAUCACCAAUACGGCAACAGUAGUGCUCAGGGUGGUAACACUGUAAACGACGUGAACCAAGCGCGCUGGAUCAGCUCGUAG